GGCCCAUGUUCUGCGUUGACGGAAAGGAGCAAGCAUGUGGGCCUGCUGCUCCCUGUGUUGGGCUCGAGCCCCGGCCAAAUUGCGGCGGGGACUGCCCGCCGCUUGGGGCAGCGGCUGGCCUCCCGCCGCUCCCUACUCAGCAUCUGCCGAGCCCUCCCUGGUACGGGCGCUGGUCUAUGGGCACCAUGGGGACCCCACCAAGGUCGUCGAACUGAAGAACCUGGAGUCAGCUGCUGUGGGCGGAUCAGGCGUCCAUGUGAAGAUGCUGGCAGCCCCUAUCAAUCCAUCUGACAUAAAUAUGAUCCAAGGAAAUUACGGCCUCCUUCCCAAGCUACCUGCUGUUGGAGGGAAUGAAGGUGUUGGACAGGUGGUAGCAGUGGGCAGCAGUGUGACUGGGGUGAAGCCCGGAGACUGGGUGAUUCCAGCAAAUGCCGGUUUGGGAACUUGGCGGACUGAGGCCGUGUUCAGCGAGGAAGAACUGAUUGGAGUUCCAAGUGACAUCCCUCUUCAGAGUGCUUCCACCCUGGGUGUCAACCCCUGCACAGCCUACAGGAUGCUGAUGGACUUCGAGCAGCUGCAGCCAGGAGAUUCUGUCAUCCAGAAUGCGUCCAACAGUGGAGUGGGGCAAGCAGUCAUCCAGAUCGCCGCAGCCCUGGGCCUGAGAACCAUCAAUGUGGUCCGAGACAGACCUGACAUCCAGAAGUUGACUGACAGACUGAAGAAGCUGGGAGCUGAGCAUGUUAUCACAGAAGAGGAACUAAGAAAACAUGAGAUGAAAAACCUCUUUAAGGACAUGCCCUGGCCACGGCUUGCUCUCAACUGUGUUGGCGGGAAGAGCUCCACAGAGCUACUGCGGCACUUAGCGCCUGGUGGAACCAUGGUAACCUACGGAGGGAUGGCCAAGCAGCCCGUCAUAGCCUCUGUGAGCCUGCUCAUUUUUAAGGAUCUCAAACUUCGAGGCUUUUGGUUGUCUCAGUGGAAGAAGGACCACAGUCCAGGCCAGUUCAAGGAGCUGAUUCUCACACUGUGUGAGCUCAUCCACCAAGGCCAGCUCACGGCACCUGCCUGCUCCGAAGUCCCACUGCAGGACUACCAGCGUGCCUUUGAAGCCUCCAUGCAGCCCUUCUCGUCUUCAAAACAGAUCCUCACCAUGUGAUAAUCACAGAGGAGCCAGAGAGAUGUGGGAGGGGAGCUGGCUCAGCAGGACUGGUUUUGUCCCCUCCAUCAGGGCCCUCAUGCUGUCCCAGGCUGCUCCUCUCAGCCAUCCAAGGCUUUCCCCAGGGCUAGCCCUGCGGUAUCUAAUAAAGUCUGAACUUCCUAAAAACAAACAAAA
Messenger RNA from Manis pentadactyla (Chinese pangolin), 1333 nucleotides. RefSeq names its product mitochondrial trans-2-enoyl-CoA reductase (gene MECR). The transcript has 10 exons. Gene Ontology annotation, biological process: fatty acid metabolic process. The record is from RefSeq and is a predicted model, not a curated record. The coding region runs from base 35 to 1156 and encodes 373 amino acids. Gene Ontology annotation, cellular component: mitochondrion. NCBI's taxonomy places the organism in Eukaryota, Metazoa, Chordata, Mammalia, Pholidota, Manidae. Gene Ontology annotation, molecular function: trans-2-enoyl-CoA reductase (NADPH) activity.